Molecule: messenger RNA, 1522 nt
Organism: Trichoderma harzianum CBS 226.95
Lineage: Eukaryota; Fungi; Ascomycota; Sordariomycetes; Hypocreales; Hypocreaceae
Exons: 1
Coding region: 98-1417 (439 amino acids)
Source: RefSeq, a predicted model, not a curated record
GGCUUGCACAGCUUCAGAACGAAAGGACCACGCCGAUCUUUUGUCUGAGUUUCCACCCACCGCAACAUGUGUCGAUACCAAUAGCCACUACGAUACAAUGGAAAUCCUUAUUACUCUUAUGUACUGCAGAUAUCACCGCGAAGAUGCCAGUGACGCCUUUAACGAAUGGAAAGUACAAAGGAAGAAAGCUGCUCCAAAUUCACCACCGAUGACUUCAUCGGGAAGCGCGACACCGCCCACUAGUUCUUCAGAAUCGCUUCCUCAUCUAAGCAGCAUGAAUUUACUAAGCACAGUUCCUGAUAGUCCAGGACAUGGCGACCCUUCCUUGGACUCGCUUACAGAACAAAUCAAGGGCUUGAACAUUAAGAAUGCUGCCCAAAACACCAACGUCGAGGCAGACCGCCCUUGUUCAGAUGAAGAUGAAGCACAAAUGGAAAAGCUAAACAGAAUCGGGGUUGCUCAUCUCCCGGAAAAGGGGAAGGAGCACAUCAAUUCUAAAAUAUACGACGCGGUACGAAAACCUCUCGAUGCUAAGGUAAUGUCUGGCGGUAUUCUUUACGUCCUUGAGCAUACCGAGGUAUCUGGUAUAUUCAAGAUCGGAUAUUCGAGUUCUUCUGCCGCGUUGAGACUUAAACAAUCCAAGAAUUGCUAUAAAUAUGGGACGAGGACUAUUCAUGAAACUGAGGGUGGAGCAUUCAUUGGUGUUCGCCAAGCCGAAAAGAUUGCUCAUGCAAUACUACGGCACAAAAGAAUUUUGUUUUUCCAAUGUCCCCAAUGCAAACGAUAUCAUAAAGAAUGGUUUCUAGUAUCCAGACAAGAGGCAAUCGAAGUCGUCAAGUUGGCGGAACGAUGGCUCAAGAUGCCAGCUUACACUCUACACCAACAAGAGGGGCAGUACAAACUAACACCCGAGGGAGACACUAUAUCCCGGCUAAUGUUUCCCUUCUCAACAUCUAAAAUGGACGUCCUGAUGAAUAAAGUCGGCAAAUCAGCUAAUGAUUCCGGUACAUUCUCCGCUGCUAAACCGGCAGCCUCUAUUCGACAACCAAGCGCAUUUGAUGUCUCUUCUGGCGCCACUAAGAAUGAAAUUCCGAGGGUUAUCGUCAAUGACAGUCAUGCUUCAAAACCAUCUGAGAGCAAUCACCCCCAGAAAGAACCUCCAUUGGCAGAUGUCAGUAAUAAAGGGGUGACAUGUCAGGUCGAAUACGAAGAAAUAUCUGAAGAACGAGAAAGCCGAUCCAGAGAGACGACACCUGAAGGACAUUAUUUAUUGGUCAAGAAGAAGAUAAUACGAAAGAAAGUAUCCAUAAGUAAGAUGGGGCAUAAUAAUGGACCCAACUCUUCUCAGAUUGAUGUUACAAUCAAGAAUCAAGCGGGGGAAGCAGUCGUUGAGGUUCGGGAGGUUCAUACUGCAUAAAUCAGAAUGCUACGAUGAUAACCACCCCCUGGGAGCGAAUCGGUGAUUUAGCCUUUUAUUGUUUGUAUGCACUGCUACUUACUCUUAUUGAUACAAAGAAUCGGC